This is a messenger RNA of Galendromus occidentalis (western predatory mite), 2087 nucleotides long. RefSeq lists its product as uncharacterized. The transcript has 7 exons. Gene Ontology annotation, molecular function: protein binding. NCBI's taxonomy places the organism in Eukaryota, Metazoa, Arthropoda, Arachnida, Mesostigmata, Phytoseiidae. Bases 92 to 1723 code for a protein of 543 amino acids. The record is from RefSeq and is a predicted model, not a curated record.
GCAUUGUCCCCGCCGGAUGCUCCUCUGUGCUCCCGUGAUGACGUGUUGAGGAAGAAUCGCCCGAAUCAGAGCUGCUUGAGGUCGUGGCAACAUGUGGAAGUUCGUCUUUACGGUGCUCUGCAUCGCCAGCGUGAUAUCAGCGCAAUCUCCGAGAAGCAACGUCUUCUUCAUCAGGCUCCCCGGCCCCUCGAAUCUGACAUCGUUACGCAUCGGCAACAGAAGUGUUCUACUCCAAUGGAGUUUCGAAGAGCCCGCAGAUAUCAAGUUGUGGGACGUGAACUUUCUCCUUGAAUUCCAUCCUCAACUCAUGGCCCCGUUCGUCAUCCCCCUCCGCUUCAGGAGACCGCCGUUCCAGUACCUCUUCGACCGAGUGGUACCUGCGACGAGGUACACCGUGAGUCUGAAGGCAUCACACUACGGUUGGCAGGAGAGUCACUCUAUCGGAACCUCAUUCGCCAUUGAACCAGAGCUCCAGACCCCGGAAAUCUCGUCCGUCUCGUUUAUGAGGGGAGACGAGGACACCGUCCUGUGCUUGUCAUGGAGGUUCCCGAAAGAGGACGAUCAGACAUGGCUGCAGCACUUCGACAUCGAAUUCUGCAUUCGAGAUGGCGCCUGUGAUAUGAUACGGAGCGGCCAGAACGAUUAUUCCGUCAGAAUACCGAUCGGAUACAACAGGCGCUUCUUGGUCCGGGUCAUCGCCGUCUUCUAUGCGCCUAUCGUAGACCGCGUUAUGCACGCAAGUGAACCUUAUGAAGGAUAUUCUAGAACAUACCCAGCCCAAUGGAUUCUGAGAAACGUUCGUGGCGUGCUGGACGGCGACAGAGUUAAACUCGACUGGAUAAGCCCGAUGGUGGAGAACGGACCGGUCGCUUACUAUGAAGUGUUCGUGGCCGACAAAAACAUUGGAAUGCAAUACCCUCUGUAUGGUAUCGCCCCUCGCGUCCCUUACGAGGACAAAGGUGCUUAUGACAUGCACAUAGGGACUGGCGAGAGCUCCUCUCCGCCGUACCCGAUCCCUGGAACGCUCAGAGCCAUGGGAGCGGACAGAUGCCCUCCGCCAAAACCGCUCCGCGUCGAAGUCGUCAAAAGAACCGCCAGCGCAGUUCGCUUCAAAGUAGUGUUCCACGAGCUUUUCGAGGAAGGCUUCUUCACGAAAACAAAACAUUUGUACCUCGGACCUGGCUUAGCCGAAGCGUUUGGCUUGACCCCCUAUCACGACCUCUAUUACAAGAUACGCACUUGCUUGACCUACAAGAAAUCAGAGGUGGUUACCUGUGGAAAUUUCUCCGAAUUCACAAUCAUCUCCAACGUUGCGGCACCGUCACCCCUCAGAUUUGUGGAAGCUACACCCAUCCCGUCGGGAGCAUUGAGAGUAGCAUGGCCACGACCUGACGAGCCUCGAGGUCCAAUCGACGGCUACCUGAUUCGCUAUUGGCUUGAUUUCGGGGCCUACCAAGACGAAAAGAAGAAAUUCGUGGACCGUGCUAGGCGUACAGUCCUCAUUACAGAUUACCGGCCCGGAAUCAAGUUCAACGUCGAGGUGGCAGCCUUCAACAGGGAUCGAUUCAACGCCACUCAUCUGCAUAUAGGAAAAUAUACGGAGGCUAAUCUACCACGGAAGGGUUUCUCAUGGCCAUUCAUCACGUCGGGGCUCGCCUUUGUGGGGAUGGUGAUUUCCUUAGGAUUGAACUGCUUUGUAUUUUUUGGGAAAUGGGCGAGAUGAUAGAUGAAACAGAGGGAUCUUCAUACCGGAGGUUCUUUCGCCUUGCUCAAUGAGGUCGAAGACUCCGACGACGCCGACUGAUCAAGCAGUGGAUGACUCGAACUGCACCCAUCUCGCAGUGACCGGGAUGAACUCUCCGAUUCUUUUAGGGAUUCAGACUUACUUAGACUAUCAUGCUGCAACAACUUCAAACAUCAUAGAACAAAUAGAUACAAGCCUAGCCCGACAUACUGAUUCAUUAGUUAUUUUCUCAAUGAUUUCCAUACGAUCAUUCUUGUGCAUGGAGGUGACGCUAGCUCAUUAUGAAUUGUAACUACUCAUAAAAAAUCGGAUCAAUUUAUUCAAUGAUAAAUUUUGUGAAUUA